GAGCCGGCAACAGAGCGCAGGCGCACGCGGCCCGCGCGCUUUUCGGAAGCAAGAGAUAAAACUGAAGGCCCAGCGAUGUGAAGAGGCUUGCGUGAGAUCAUUCAUCUAAUUUUCCUAGAGACGGAGCUUGGCUUGAACCUCUAAAAUGCAGGUCUCUAGCUCUAGGUCUGUACACUUGAGUGAAUGGCAGAAGAAUUACUUUGCAAUUACGUCUGGCACGUGUACAUCAGGAGAGAAGGCAGAUGCGUACCGAGCACAGAUUCUCCGCAUUCAGUAUGCAUGGGCAAACUCUGAGAUCUCCCAGGUCUGUGCUGCCAGACUGUUCAGAAUAUAUGCAGAGAAAUAUUCUGCAGUUAUUGAUUCUGAUAGUGUUGAAACUGGCUUGAAUAACUAUGCAGAAAACAUUUUAACUCUAGCAAGAUCUCGGCAAACUGACAGUGACAAGUGGAAGUCUGGAUUGUCAAUAAAUAAUGUGUUCAAAAUGAGUAAUGUGCAGGAGAUGAUGCACGCCGGCAGAAAAUCCAGAGACUCUCUGUUGGCAGCUGCCGAUGAGUCAGUAGUCAUCCAUAGAGUGGCCGCUGUCUUUGAUCUUCCUAAAUAUAGUAUUUGUGGUGGUUCUGGGGAGAGUGACCCAUUAACUACCUCAGCCCAUGGUGCCGAUAGGACCAAAGACUUCCCAGAGGGCAGUCCUUCUUUGAAGUACCCUCAGAAUGCCCAGCCACUUCUGGCCACUGACACCACUAAGACGUGUCCUGCAGUCUCAGGACCUUUCGGUGAGUCAGCCACUGCAAAAUUCCAUGCCACACCAUUAUUUGGAAAUGUCAAAAAGGAAAAUUAUAACUUUCUGAAAGCCAACAUAGGACUAAGUGUGUUCUCAUCUAAUCAGUCUUGUUUUCCUUCUGGCUUUGAAAAUCCACGGGAAAUGAAAGCUUUUUAUGGUUCUGGCACCAUUGAUGCACUUUCCACUCCAGUAAUGAAUAAGGCUUUUAGUAAAACAGAAGAUAAUGGCCAAAGAGAGGAGAGCAGCCUGCCUACUUUUAAAACUGCAAAAGAACAGCUGUGGGUAGAUCAGCAGAAAAAGUACCACCAGCCCCAGCGUGCAUCAGGGUCUUCACACGGUGCUGUCAAAAAGUCUCUGGGAGCUAGUAGAUCCCGAGGGAUAUUUGGAAAGUUUGUUCCCCCCGUGCCUAAGCAAGAUGCGGGAGGUCAGGGCGGGGGGACACAGUAUAAGCCUCAUGGCGCAGGAGCUGCAGACCCAGCACAUCCCGUGGAUGAGCGUCUGAAGAACUUGGAGCCCAAAAUGAUUGAACUUAUUAUGCAUGAGAUUAUGGACCAGGGACCACCAGUAAAUUGGGAGGAUAUCGCAGGAGUGGAAUUUGCCAAAACCACAAUAAAGGAGAUAGUCGUGUGGCCCAUGUUGCGGCCAGACAUCUUCACUGGCUUACGAGGACCCCCUAAAGGAAUUCUGCUCUUUGGUCCUCCUGGGACUGGUAAAACUCUGAUUGGCAAGUGCAUCGCUAGUCAGUCUGGGGCAACAUUCUUUAGUAUCUCUGCUUCCUCCUUGACUUCUAAGUGGGUGGGCGAGGGAGAGAAAAUGGUCCGAGCAUUGUUUGCUGUUGCACGAUGUCAGCAGCCAGCUGUGAUAUUUAUUGAUGAAAUUGAUUCCCUGUUAUCUCAGCGGGGAGAUGGUGAGCAUGAAUCUUCUAGAAGGAUAAAAACCGAAUUUCUAGUUCAGUUGGAUGGAGCAGCCACAUCUUCUGAAGAUCGUAUUCUAGUGGUAGGAGCAACCAAUCGGCCACAGGAGAUUGACGAGGCUGCCCGGAGAAGGUUGGUGAAAAGGCUGUAUAUUCCCCUCCCAGAGGCUUCAGCCAGGAAACAGAUAGUCAUUAAUCUGAUGUCCGAGGAGCACUGCUGCCUCAGUGAGGAGGAGGUCGACCUGGUGGUGCGGCAGUCUGGUGGGUUCUCGGGGGCUGACAUGACGCAGCUGUGCAGGGAGGCGUCUCUGGGUCCUAUUCGCAGUUUACAGGCUGCCGACAUUGCCACGGUAACGCCGGAUCAAGUUCGACCAAUAGCUUACAGUGACUUUGAAGAUGCGUUCAGAACUGUGCGACCUAGUGUGUCUCCAGAAGAUUUAGAACUUUAUGAAAACUGGAACAGGACUUUUGGUUGUGGAAAGUAAAUGGGACGCUUGAAAUUAAAAGGUGGCAUCUCUGUAGCCCAGUCUUCCCAUUUUUUUAGCAUAGGAAAUUGAUUAAGUGUACAUCAAAUGUAUAUUCUGAAUUCUGUGCCUCAAAUAAAAUAGAAUAACAAUAGCUCAACUUUUACAAUUGAUUGACUUAGACUAUGUUAAUAUAAGCUCAAUUUUCCUUCCAGUUACCACCUGAUACGUAAGCCUAUUCGUGCAAAAUGGGAAUGCACUUUUUUUGUUUUGUUCCUAAGAGGUCUUUUCAAGAUGUGUACGAUGAACAGUGAACUCAAAUUGAAACUUAAAAUCUGAUUGGUACGUGAGGAU
Molecule: messenger RNA, 2512 nt
Organism: Kogia breviceps (pygmy sperm whale)
Lineage: Eukaryota; Metazoa; Chordata; Mammalia; Artiodactyla; Physeteridae
Source: RefSeq, a predicted model, not a curated record